CAUCGACACUGGAUCGCCAGAAUAUGUACUCAGAUGAAGAGGUCUCGCGGGGAAAUCGUGAACCUUCGGACUCACUGAUGCUGACUCUGGACCAUAAGAACGACCUCCGGGCUUGCUCACUCGUUUGGAUGUCAAAGUCCGAUAUGCUGACCACUUGUAGUGCUUUGACUUUGACCUUCGGAAACUUGGUGGUGCCAAUUUCCGUUCGCAUCUCGUAUUGACUUUGGCAUAAAAACUCACAAUAGCCCAGCUCGAACCACACAUGAAUACCGCUAUCACCGCUUUGAUCCUCAUUAUCUAUCAUGGCGCAGCGAAGAUUGAUCGCUACAGUUUCACUACAGUUCAUUGAGAAAAUAUUCGCCGCACCUUUUUCGGGGCAAUUCGCUACCCAUCUACGCAAUAGCAAUCCCCCUAGAGCGCUUGUAGGCAACCUCGAACUUGCAUCAUUCAACCUGCAGCUACCUACUGGCAGUUCUGGUAAAAUCAAUCAGGUCCAUUCCACCAAACUUUCCGGAUGCGAUGGCUGGAAAUCGCCUGAUUACUUCUACACUUCCCCUUCUGGCGCACUGGUCAUGAAAGUGCCUUCCCGAUCGCGGUGCGUUACCACGCCGAACAGCAAGCUCUGCCGCACAGAGCUGCAAGAGUCAUAUCCCAAAUCCUGGAACCCCAGAAACAGUGUCAACUUGCUGAAAGUUAGGUUAUCAGUGAUCAAGCCGGGUGACUCAAAGUAUGGUACUGUGGUUGGGUAGGUGAAAGUUCAUGACGAUGUGUCGACGGAGACCGUAGCAGAGCUCUUUUGCAACAGAGUGGGAAUAUGGGCCAUUGACAUCUCGCAGAUUCUGGAUGUGAGCAGCUUGAAAAUGACCAAGGUGUGACAGUUGGAGGUCGGUAAAAGCUUUGGGUAUCUUUU
Molecule: messenger RNA, 910 nt
Organism: Didymella exigua CBS 183.55
Lineage: Eukaryota; Fungi; Ascomycota; Dothideomycetes; Pleosporales; Didymellaceae
Product: polysaccharide lyase family 7 protein
Exons: 1
Coding region: 303-749 (148 amino acids)
Source: RefSeq, a predicted model, not a curated record